This is a messenger RNA of Eucalyptus grandis, 2760 nucleotides long. Its product is annotated as putative receptor-like protein kinase At3g47110. Lineage: Eukaryota; Viridiplantae; Streptophyta; Magnoliopsida; Myrtales; Myrtaceae. The record is from RefSeq and is a predicted model, not a curated record. The coding region runs from base 1 to 2760 and encodes 919 amino acids. Gene Ontology annotation, biological process: protein phosphorylation. The transcript has 2 exons. Gene Ontology annotation, molecular function: protein binding; ATP binding; protein kinase activity.
AUGGAGAAGUUCAUCUUUAUAGCAUUUCUUGAUGUUAUGUUGGCUUCUCUAUUGAUGUUUCAGCCCAUCAUUUGUUCCAGCAACUUCACUGAUCAAGUGGCUCUCCUCCACUUCAAAUCGGCAAUCAAAAUUGACCCAACAAACACAAUCAAAGGUGGCAAUUGGACCGCCGAAGCAAACUUCUGUGAAUGGAUUGGUGUCAUUUGCAGCAACUGCAAGCAGAGAGUGACGGCUUUAGACCUCUCGCACAUGGGUCUCCACGGAAGACUCUCUCCCUACCUAGGCAAUCUUUCUUUCCUGGCUUCUCUUGAUCUCCGCAACAAUAGUUUUUAUGGCACAAUUUUAAUAGAAAUCAGUCAUUUACGUCGUCUUAAGAAACUUGUCCUGGAAGAUAACCAGUUCGCAGGAAAUAUUCCUCCUAACUUAGCCUGGUGCCAGAACCUUGAAGUCAUGUCACUCAUGAUGAAUAGGCUAACAGGCAGCAUACCAAGAGAAUUCGGCACCUUCCCUAAGUUGCAAAAACUGUACCUUGGCUCAAACGACUUACGGGGCCAAAUUCCAAGCUUCCUGGGCAAUAUAUCCACAUUGCAGUCCAUUGCAUUAUUCAACGCUUCUCUCACAGGUUCAAUUCCUUUAGCACUUUUCAAUAGAUCGCUCACGAAUGUCGUUUUGAUGGACAAUUAUCUCUCUGGAAGUCUUCCUUCCGAUCUUUGCUAUCGCUGGCAUGACAUUCAGAUACUUGCACUGUCUGGUAACCAAUUCAGCGGCCUGCCACUGGAGAUGCUAACCCAAUGCAAAGAGCUUCUCAUGUUGGUGUUGUCAGAUAAUCGUUUUCAGGGAACCAUUCCUCGAGAGAUAGACAGCUUGCCAAAGCUGCGGAAUCUCCAUCUCGAUGGUAAUAACUUCACUGGCACGAUUCCUCAAACCAUUGGUAACAUGUCAAGCUUGCGCAAGUUGAGUUUGUCUGAUAACCAGAUUGGAGGUGACAUUCCAAGUGAGAUUGGCAAGUUGGUCAAUUUGAAUUCGAUGAUCCUUCAGCAUAAUCUGCUAACGGGCGAAGUGCCGCAGGAGAUUUUUAACAUUUCUUCGCUACAAUUGCUUUCGUUGAUGGACAAUUCACUCUCCGGAAGCCUUCCCUCGAGUUGCGAACUAAGCCCUCCGAAUUUGGAAAUUCUUCUUCUAUCACAAAAUAGCUUUGGCGGCAACAUCCCUCAAUACAUUUCGAAUUUUACGAGCUUAACUAUUUUCAAUGCCUGGGGCAAUCAACUCAGCGGACCCAUACCCAUGAGUUUGGGCAACUUGAAGAAACUCAAAGGAUUCUUGGUUGGAUCAAAUCAGCUCACUGGAGAGCCUUAUGAUUCGGAGCUCGGUUUUCUAUCGGCUUUAUCAAAUUGCCAAUCGCUGCAAUCCUUGGAUCUGGGAGAAAACCCACUUCGCGGCUCAAUACCAAAAUCUAUCAAAAACUUCUCCAAUUCCUUGCAAAUUCUAGUCGCUCAAGCAGCUCAAAUAAGAGGUCGCAUUCCCGAGGAAAUGGGUUUCUUGAAGAGAUUGACUCUUCUAGCGUUGAGCAGUAACAAUCUAGUCGGCAACAUCCCAUUGUCGAUCGGAGGAUUAGAAAGCUUGCAAAGGCUAUAUCUUGAUAACAACCAUCUCGAAGGACCGCUCCCCGAUGAGAUAUGCUACUUGACAAGUUUAGCAGAGUUGGUGAUUUGGCAAAAUAGGAUCUUGGGAUCUAUCCCGAAUUGCAUUGGAAACCUCAGCAAUCUUCAAAAAUUUCUCAUAAGUUCGAAUAACAUGACAUCGGUUAUACCGGUUAGUUUGUGGAGCCUUCAACAACUUAUCUUUCUCAAUGCAUCACUCAAUUCUUUCAAUGGAGGACUACCACUUGAAAUAGGAAAAAUGAGAGCUAUGAAUAGCAUUGAUUUUUCUUGGAACCGACUUACUGGCACCAUACCAAGUUCCAUCGAGGAGUUGGAGAGCCUUGCUUGUCUCAACUUGUCAAGGAACUCAUUUCAAGGAUCGAUACCGCAAUCAAUUGGCAACCUCAAAGGGUUAGACUUCCUUGAUCUCUCCUACAAUGAGUUAUCAGGCACAAUACCAAAGUCCAUGGAAGGACUCCCAUAUCUGCAAAAUUUGAACUUGUCAUUUAAUAAGCUAUCAGGAGAGAUUCCUAAUGGCGGGCUCUUUGGAAAUUUCUCGGCUCUCUCGUUCAUUGGAAAUGAAGCACUUUGUGGAAAUGCGAUUUUUCAAGUCCCACAUUGCAAAGUAAAUGGAAAGAAAUCAUCACGGGACAAGCAGCUCCAUUUACUAUACAUUAUGGUGCCAAUUGUGCCGGCUGUACUUUUAGUCCUUGUCAUUUGCUUGCUUAGAAAGCGUGGGAACACCGGUAAAAAAGCUCCAGUUUCGGUGGAGAACCCGCUUAGAAUUGACCACCCGAUAAUAUCAUAUCGAGAGCUUUGCUCUGCUACUAACAACUUUAGUGAAAGCAAUUUGCUUGGAACAGGAAACUUUAGCUCUGUAUACAAAGGGACUCUAGCCAACGGGAUAGAAGUUGCAGUCAAAGUACUAAAUCUCCAUAUUGAAGGCACCUUGAAAAGUUUCGAUGCAGAAUGUGAGGUUUUCCGCAAGAUUCGGCAUCGGAAUCUAGUCAAGGUUAUCAGCACCUGCACGAACGCCGAUAUGAGAGCUUUGGUGCUGCAAUACCUACCCAAUGGGAGCUUGGAGAAGUGGCUGUACUCCAACAACUACAACUUGGCCUAG